This is a messenger RNA of Striga asiatica, 435 nucleotides long. The record is from the annotation of a GenBank genome assembly. NCBI's taxonomy places the organism in Eukaryota, Viridiplantae, Streptophyta, Magnoliopsida, Lamiales, Orobanchaceae.
AUGGAAAAAGGGAUUGUACUAUUGCAGUGGUGGCAGGAGCUAACACGACUACUGGUUCCCAGAAAUGGGGCUGUCUCGACCCUUCUUGAAAUCAUCCCAACCUCUGACCCACGACUGCCCACGAGUGGCUCGAGUCUCGGCUGCUGCAUAAUUGUCGAGAUUGUUAGCCACCUUCUCGCGCACGGCCAAGAAGACCUGACAAAGAUUUUUUAUGGAGUUAGAAAUCAAAAACAGAAUAGCAGCAGAUUUCGAACAAUAACAAACGAUAAUGGAAAUUAUAGCCUAAUUUUCUAUUUUCUGGACUUACAGGAUUCAUGCUCACUGGCUCAGGGGGUUGCUCUUGACCGGUCAGCCAUUUCCAUAGAUCUGGAUUUUCCUGUUCUCAGUAGGAAUGGAAUAUUUUCUAUAAACAUGAAAAUGGAAAUCCGGAAAUAG